AUGUCCAGAGAAUAUUUCCACAGGAUAUGGAAUCGUUUAUAUGACCCGUUGGUGUUUCGUUGUAACAGUAUAGGAGGAAGUAAACCAAAGGUAGCAACACCUAGCGUCGUUUCAAAAAUAGAAGAUCUGAAACGAGAUAAUCCUACCAUGUUCGCCUGGGAGAUUCGUGAUAGACUUCUUACCGAUAAUAUUUGCGUUGCUUCCAAUGUACCUAGCGUCAGUUCCAUCAAUAGAAUUCUACGUAACAGAUCAGCGGAACGAGCUGCUGCAGAAUACGCCAAAAUGGCGUCACAAGUUUUACAUCCAGUGUAUUCACCUUGCAUGGAACCCGCCGAUUGUCCACCGCUAGAAGAAUCAUUUGAUAGUCGCCAAAAAUUACGGAGAAAUCGUACCACUUUUACUCAAGUUCAACUGGAUAUUUUGGAAAGGGAAUUUGAAAGGUCACAUUAUCCAGGAGUAGUUACCAGAGAAGACCUUGCUACCAAAACAAACUUAUCCGAGGCAAGAGUUCAGGUCUGGUUUUCCAAUCGAAGAGCUAAAUGGCGUCGCCAUCAAAGGUUGAAGCUUCUACAGGGAACGGGACCUUACCUGUUUCAAUAUCCAUCGUUCGACAUCAACCGAGAAGUCGUAAAUCAUCCUUUGAAUUUAAUACAAGCUAGACACGGUUCCCCCAUUGAGACGCCAUUUUCUCCUGAUCUCCCACCGAAUUUUUCACCCUUCACUCCGUCCGCAAAUCAACCCAAGCAGUUCUCAUCACAAGAAUCAUACAUUCCGCUAAAUUUAAAAAUUUCGCCGUCGCCGUCGCUUACUCUCGGCGGAGGAACAUCUGCGUUUGAACCUCCCCCAAAAAGAACUGUUGAAAACACGACGCCCUCAGAUACAGAAGAAAACAAGACGAAUAGCACCAUUAUUGAUAUUGGAAAUGAAUUAACCGAAUAA
This is a messenger RNA of Patella vulgata (common limpet), 939 nucleotides long. RefSeq names its product paired box protein 6 homolog. Gene Ontology annotation, molecular function: DNA-binding transcription factor activity, RNA polymerase II-specific; RNA polymerase II cis-regulatory region sequence-specific DNA binding. The transcript is spliced from 6 exons. The record is from RefSeq and is a predicted model, not a curated record. Bases 1 to 939 code for a protein of 312 amino acids. Gene Ontology annotation, biological process: regulation of transcription by RNA polymerase II; anatomical structure development. Lineage: Eukaryota; Metazoa; Mollusca; Gastropoda; Patellidae.